This is a messenger RNA of Chilo suppressalis (striped riceborer), 2216 nucleotides long. The record is from the annotation of a GenBank genome assembly. Lineage: Eukaryota; Metazoa; Arthropoda; Insecta; Lepidoptera; Crambidae.
GUCAAAGUCAAACACCAUACGACACGCACGACACUUUCUAGCUUGUAAUGAGACAAUUGUAGUGUAUUUUGCGUAAUAAAAUAAAAAUGUUGGAUUUAUUCAGUAUCUUUAGUAAAGGCGGUAUAGUUCUAUGGUGUUUUCAAAGUACCAGCGAAAUUUUUUCGCCAUCUGUGAACGCUCUUAUUCGUAGUGUUAUCCUACAGGAGCGAACAGGGAAUAACACAUUCAAUCAUAAUGCUUUAACUCUUCAAUAUAAGCUCGAUAAUGAAUUUGAGCUAGUUUUUGUUGUUGCUUAUCAAAAAAUUCUGCAGUUGUCCUAUGUGGACAAAUUCCUAAAUGAUGUUCAGUUGGAGUUUAGAGAUAAAUACAAAAAUGAUUUGCAAAGCAGCAGCCACAUCAUGGACUUUGAUUUCCGAUCAACAUUUGAAAAAGUUCUUAAGGAUUGUGAAGUAUGGGCUAAGUCUCAAGCAAAGCUACCCAAGCAAAUGAGAUCUUUUGAAGAUUCUCAAAAGUCCAAAAAGACUGUUGCUUCUAUGAUUGAACGUAGAGGUGAAGAAAAGAGUAAAAAAUCUGUUAAAAUAGCAGAGAAUAAAAAUAUAACUAAUGGUAAAGUGGAGGAAGUACCUGAAAUUGAAGACACUGUGAUUGCUGCAAGUAGAGCUAAACUGGCACAAAAGCUGGCAGCCAAGACCAAGAAGGAUGUUAAGAAGUCCCCUAAGAGUCCUAAGAAUGAAGAACGCGUGAAGCAGCCUCGCGUGUGGGCGCUAGGAGGGGGCUCACGAGACCUUCCCUCCCUCGACUUCAGCACCGACAAGCCUGAGGAUGCCGAGGAAAACAUUAACGCUGACACACAGUUGAUUGGUAAAAUGACCGGGGCCAUCCGUGAUCUGGAAGUGGAGUCCGAUGAGAGCAGCAGUGAGGAUGAGGAGGAUUCUCCCUCCCAGCCCAGCCCCAAGAAGUCCGGUGGAAUGUUCAGCAUUUUCAAGGGUCUGGUCGGAUCGAAGGCCCUCUCUGAAGAGAGCAUGCGCCCCGUACUGGACAAGAUGCGCGACCAUCUUAUCGGCAAGAAUGUGGCCGCCGAUAUCGCCAACAAACUGUGCGAUUCCGUCGCUGCCAAGCUUGAGGGGAAGGUAUUGGGUACAUUCGACAGUGUAGCCCGCACGGUGAAGGCGACGCUAACGGAAUCUUUAGUCGCCAUUUUGUCGCCUAAACGUCGCCUCGAUAUACUGCGAGACUGUAUUCACGCUAAACAGCAGGGGAGACCUUAUGUCAUGGCUUUCUGUGGGGUGAACGGCGUGGGUAAAUCCACUAACCUCGCCAAGAUCUGUUUCUGGUUGAUCGAGAACGAUAUGUCGGUAUUAAUCGCCGCGUGCGACACCUUCCGAGCCGGCGCCGUCGAACAGUUGAGGACACAUUGUCGCCAUCUUAAUGCGUUGCAUCCGCCCAAUAAGCACGGGGGGAGGAAUAUGGUGCAACUGUACGAGAAGGGAUAUGGCAAAGACGCAGCGGGCAUAGCGAUGGAAGCGAUCCGUUUCGCGUCCGACUCCAAGACGGAUGUGGUGCUUAUCGACACUGCUGGACGGAUGCAGGAUAACGAACCGCUGAUGAGGGCGCUCGCUAAACUAAUUAAGGUUAACGAACCCGACAUGGUUCUAUUCGUUGGCGAGGCAUUAGUAGGCAACGAGGCGGUCGACCAACUGGUGAAAUUCAACCAGGCUUUAGCCGACCAUAGUGCAUCCUCCAACCCCCGCGUCAUAGACGGCAUAGUGCUCACCAAGUUCGACACCAUAGACGACAAAGUGGGCGCAGCUAUAUCUAUGACCUACAUCACCGGACAGCCCAUAGUUUUCGUCGGCACCGGCCAGACUUAUACCGAUCUUAAAGCAUUGAAUGUCAACGCGGUGGUGCACGCACUCAUGAAAUAAAAUGCUCUUUUCUCAUUGCGAAAAAAAAUAUAUCCCCGUAAUAUUGUUUUGUGUGUAACGAUUCUUGAUUUAUGAUUCCGACUUACCGAUAAAGAUAAAUUGUACUAUGUGUGCCAAUAACCCAUCGAUUCUACAAUAUAAGUUUAGUGUCACAAUUAGCAAAGUCAUCGGAAUGUACGUUUAACUUGACAAAGUCAUCAAAACAUCAUGUCGCAUAUAACAAAGUCAUUUAAAUAUCAUGCCACACUUAACAAAGUCAUCUAAACAACACACCACACUUAAAAAAAGUCA